Molecule: messenger RNA, 952 nt
Organism: Corylus avellana
Lineage: Eukaryota; Viridiplantae; Streptophyta; Magnoliopsida; Fagales; Betulaceae
Source: RefSeq, a predicted model, not a curated record
CAAAGUUUCGGAUGCAUAUUAACUUUUAUAUGACUAAUUGCCAAGUUAGAGUUAUGUGGUAGCUGCCAUUAGCUACUCCAAUAUGACUACUAGCCUAGUCAAAGCUAUAUGGUAGCAAAAAAUAUAGUUAAAAGACUCCAAUAUUUCUGUGAAUCUGCAUGAAGGAAAAAAAAUUAUGGCUUUCCAAAAGGAGUACCUUGAUUUGGUGUUGGUCCCUUGUGGACUGCUCAUAAUGUUUGCUUAUCAUCUCUUCCUCCUCUACAGAUACCUUAAUUGUCCGCACACCACGGUGAUGGGUUUUGAGAACAAUGACAAAAUAGCUUGGGUGGAAAGAAUUAUGCAGAUUGAUAAACGGGACGUUGGAGUAGCUCUAUCUGUCAUAUCAUCAAACACAUCAGCUGCAACUUUCUUGGCAUCAGUCUCUUUAACGCUCUGCUCUCUCAUUGGUGCUUGGAUUGCAAACUCCUCCAAAGAAUUCCUGCAGAGUGAAUUAAUCUACGGAGACACAAGGCCAUCCACCAUGUCUAUCAAGUACAUAAGCCUCCUAACCUGCUUCCUGCUCGCUUUUUCCUGCUUCGUUCAGUCAGCAAGGAGCUUUGUCCAUGCAAACUAUCUGAUAAGCACCCCAGAUAGCAACAUACCUGCGCAGAAUGUGGAAGUGGCAGUUAUAAGGGGUGGUGAUUUUUGGUCACUCGGGCUUAGAGCACUUUAUUUUGCUCUGGAUUUGCUGCUAUGGUUUUUUGGGCCGAUACCCAUGUUUGUUUCCUCCAUUGUUAUGGUUAUAGUCCUCCAUUAUCUUGACACAAACACAACUCUGUUGCAUCAGCAUAGGUCCCCAGGGAACAAGAUGGUCAAAAGCGUGGCUGACUGAAUAUCCAUGGCAUUCGUGGCCCUUUACCAUCAUGGAUGUGAAGAUUGUGUCAACAUCACGUUUGAUGGAUACUUUUACAAG